Penicillium coprophilum is the source of this 1602-nucleotide messenger RNA. RefSeq names its product FG-nucleoporin nup42. The transcript has 2 exons. NCBI's taxonomy places the organism in Eukaryota, Fungi, Ascomycota, Eurotiomycetes, Eurotiales, Aspergillaceae. Bases 1 to 1602 code for a protein of 533 amino acids. The record is from RefSeq and is a predicted model, not a curated record.
AUGAUCUAUCCAAAGAAUUAUGCGCUCUUUUGGGCUAGUCUUCUUUCAAAGCCUAACGUCAAGUUUAUGGCAGGUCAAAACCAGACUCAACAGGGACCCGACCCAGCAGUUAAGGCAAGCGAUAUCAAGUCAGACUUGACCGCAGGCCAGGGCCGCCCGGAAUGGAUCUUCUCUGCAUACGCGCCUCACAAAGAUGUUGCGCGACAGCUGUUCGGUGGUGCUCACCGCGAGCGGAGUACCGAAGAGAUGCGUCUGCGCCAUUAUGAAUUAGCAGCCGCCGGCAACCUGAACGAGGCAGUUCAAGAAGCCUCGGCUCUUUGGCAAGAGUGCGUGCAACAGAUGGAGGUCUCGCUAAAUGACCUGAAUGGUGCCGUCAAAUAUGUCAACGAUGGCAGGAAUGAACACCCCAAUCGAAUCGACAUCAUCGAGGGAAAGACCCAGAGUGUGAACCAAGCUUCAGCACCAUUUAGCCAAUCGUCUCCAUUCGGCCAGCAAAAUGUCGCCCCUACACCGAACACAGCUCCUGCGCCUGGAGCGUUCGGCGCUCCUUCGUCGACUUUUGGCCAGCCUUCAGGCUUUGGCCAGUCCGGUGGAUUUGGCAGGGCUUCAGCGCCCGCGCAGCCGGCUGGGAUGGGCCAGUCUGCGGCCUUCGGACAGACUUCUGCCUUAGGUGGUUCCACCUUCGGUCAAACCUCCACACUAGGAGGGCCAUCCGCCUUCAACAAAACACCUUUUGGCCAACCAGCUCUUUCUCAGCCAGGAGGUAAUUCAAAUCCAUUCGGUAAGCCGAUCGCCCCAGGAGGUGCCGCUCCAUUCGGUGCUCCAUCUGUCGCGUCUCCCUUCACCCAAGUCGCUCAGAACCAAUCUGGCCCGUCACCUUUCGGACAGAAUGCUGGCCAAUCCGCCCCGUCGCCAUUUGGCCAACCAGCUGUCAACCCGAGCCCAUUCAGUCAGCCCUCCGCCUCGGUAGGUGCCACUCCAUUCGGUCAACCCUCGGCUCCGGCAGGCGCCGCUCCAUUCGGUCAACCUUCAGCUCCGGCAGGCGCCGCUCCAUUUGGUCAACCCUCAGCUCCGGCAGGCGCCGCUCCAUUCGGCGCUCCAUCUACCGCUUCUCCCUUCACUCAAGUAUCUCAAAACCAACCUGCUGCCGGUGGAUUUGGCCAGAGUGCUGUACAACCUGCUCCGUCUCCCUUCGGCCAGCCUGCAGUCCAAGGUGUGCCAGUGCAGAACGCCAACGCCGGGCCGCGGGCAUACAUCAAAAUUGACAACCCUCAAGACAUCAACCCUCUUCCACAGCUGGAGGGUGAAACUCGACAUAAUCCAGCCACCAAGCAACUAGUGAUGUGGAAGGGCCGGCCCGUCAAGUAUAUCAAUGAGCACCCGUGCUACCUCCACCCACAAGACAACAAAACCUUUAUACGAAUCCAUUUUCCUAAUGGGCCACCUGAUCCAGCUAGUUUGAAAGACGCACACGGCAAGCCUGAUGAUUACACGCCAGAGAUUGUUGAGGCAUAUCAAUUUUUCCUCAAGAAUGGCUACUUCAAGGAUGGUAACAUUCCUGCAGUACCUCCCAAGCAGGAGUGGCUCAGUUUCGACUUUUAA